Puccinia graminis f. sp. tritici CRL 75-36-700-3 is the source of this 1736-nucleotide messenger RNA. Its product is annotated as protein NMT1, variant. Bases 375 to 1385 code for a protein of 336 amino acids. The transcript has 10 exons. Gene Ontology annotation, biological process: thiamine biosynthetic process. The record is from RefSeq and is a predicted model, not a curated record. NCBI's taxonomy places the organism in Eukaryota, Fungi, Basidiomycota, Pucciniomycetes, Pucciniales, Pucciniaceae.
CCGUGUUUGUCCGACUCCGAGCCCGAUCGGAACGGAGAAAACAGUGGAUCGUCCAUUCUUAAGGGCUCGCCAGCCUUAUCAAGUCUCCCCCAUCCGCGCCAUCAUCAUUUCCAACUCCCAUCCCCAUCCAUUGAACAUCUAUCCGACAAUCUUCUACAUAGAUACAAAUCCCAAUCGUCCUUGAUAAGAUGUCUACCGAUAAGAUCUCUGUCCUUCUCAACUGGCACGCCACCCCUUACCAUUUGCCCAUCUUCGUGGCCCAAUCCAAAGGGGAAGCAAAUUCCAAACCAGGAUGCCUUUUGGGUUUGGAUGCAGUCAUGGAUUGACUUCCAAAAUUCAUUCCCCUAAUCAUUAAAUAGCCUAGCUCUUCAUCCAUGCCAAUGUCAUUCUCGAAUCUUGCUGUGCUUCCUACUAACAUUUUGCAUACCUCACUUUUCGCAGGUUAUUUCGCCAAAGAGGGAAUCAAGGUAGCUAUUCUUGAACCAAAUGACACCUCUGACGUCACCGAGCUCAUCGGCUCCGGCAAAGCCGACUUGGGAUGCAAAGCUAUGAUCCACACCCUCGCUGGUAAGGCCAGAGGCUUCCCCAUCAAGAGUAUUGGAACUUUGAUGGAUGAGCCGUUCACCGGUGUAAUCUACUUGGAAGGAUCUGGAAUCACUUCGGACUUCAAAUCCCUCAAGGGUAAACGCAUCGGUUACGUGGGCGAAUUUGGCAAAAUCCAAAUCGAUGAAUUGACCAAAUACUACGGUAUGACCUCCGAGGACUAUACCGCUGUCAGAUGUGGUAUGAAUGUCUCCAAAGGUAUCAUCGAGGGCACCAUUGACGCCGGUAUUGGUCUAGAGAACAUUCAACAAGUCGAAUUGGAAGAAUGGUGCAAGGCUAACAACCGACCAGCCAGCGAUGUCAAGAUGUUACGGAUCGAUGAGCUCGCCGAACUCGGCUGUUGCUGCUUCUGCUCGAUCUUGUACAUCGCCAAUGAAGAUUGGUUGAAAGCCCACCCUAAAGAAGCCGGUGCCUUCAUGCGAGCCGUGAAAGCCGGUGCCGACGACAUGUUCGCCGAUCCCCGUGCUAGUUGGGCCGAAUACUGCAAGGUUAAGCCGGUGAUGAACACCCCAUUGAACCGAUUGAUGUUCGACCGCAGCUUUAACUACAUGAGCCAAGACUUGAGCAACGUCUCCCGGGACUGGAACAAGGUCACCAACUACUCCAAGCGUCUCGAGAUCGUCCCCGCGGACUUUGUUGCCAACUAUACCAACGAGUUUGUCCAAUGGGAAGUGGCUCCUGAGGGCGGCGAGGCCGAAGGGCUCGCCAAGCAACAAGAGAUCAAAGCCUUGCAAGCCCACGUGGCCCAACACGGAGGUGUCCUCCAAGCCACGGUCGCCUAAGAAGGAGCCAGGAGAACGCAGAUCAUCAUGAUCUGGCCCAGAAGCUUAGCCCUCCUAACUUUGUACAAAUUUGUACAAACCGUCCAAAUGUUCUUGGUUCAUAACUACAUCUUGUGUCACUCUUAUCCCCUCCAAAUCAAACAGCUUCAUACCUCUCAUUCUCUCAACGUAGCAUAUGAUUGUCAAGCAAAAACAAAAUAGCUUAACCUGCUCCAAUAUGUUUUUUAACAAAUUGGGGUCAAACUUCAUUUGCUAAAUCAACAUCACCUUGUCUCUACUGUUCAAUUACUUUCCCACUCUGACCAAGUCAAGCAAAUUAACUCAAUGACCUUUGGUAAAUCCAGCUCCCAC